AUGCCGUGCCUCUCGUGUUCCCAGAGGGACCGUUGCGAGCGGGCGGAUGAGCCGCACCGCUUUGCUGCUGCUCUCCCCCAGUGUGUGAAGGCCACCGUGUACCCUGACAGCAUUGCUGUUUCAGAACCCAGCAUACCUCUGCUGGUGAAGGUGAGUGACGUGCCGGACCUUUCCGCUGGGAUCACCUGCUCCUUUGGCAACUUGACGGAGGUGGAGGGCCAGGUCAGCGGAAACCAGAUCCUCUGUGUGUCUCCUGCUGCCAAGGAUGUCCCCCUCAUCCCCACGGACCAAGACUGGUCGGGGGUAGAGCUGAGGCUGAACUCCAAGGAGACGGGUCAGAUGUUGAUCAGCACAGAGGUCAAAUUCUACAACUGCAGCGUCCACCAGCUGUGUCUCUCCUGUGUGAACAGUGCCUUCCGCUGCCACUGGUGCAAGUACCGCAACCUGUGUACCCACGAUCCCUCCAGCUGCUCCUUCCAGGAGGGACGCGUCAACGCCUCCGAGGACUGCCCCCAGCUGGUGCGCUCCCACGAGAUCCUGAUCCCUGCAGGGAGGUGAAGCCCUCACAUGAAGGCCAGGAACCUGCCCCAGCCCCAGUCUGGCCAGCGCGGCUACGAGUGUGUGCUCCACAUCCAGGUCAGCCACCGUGUCACCGCCCUGCGCUUCAACUCCUCCAGCGUCCAGGGUCAGAACAGCUCGUAUCUGUAUGAGGGGAUGAAGAUCAGCGAGCUGCCGGUGGAUUUCUCAGUGGUGUGGAACGGCAACUUCAUUAUUGAUAACCCUGAGAACAUCCAAGUGCACCUGUACAAGUGUGCGGCGCAGCGGGACAGCUGUGGGGUGUGCCUGAAGGCGGAGAGGAAGUUCCAGUGUGGCUGGUGCUCCGGGGAGGGUCGCUGCACCCUGCGCCACCACUGCCCCCCUCAACCCUACACCACACGCUGGCUCGACAUGUCCAGCAAGAAUGUCAAGUGUACCAACCCACGCAUCUCUGAGGUGACUCCCAUAGCGGGACCUCCGGAGGGGGGCACGCGGGUAACCAUCCAUGGUAAGAACCUGGGCCUGGCCUUCGCUGACAUGGUGGGGAACGUGGAGGUGGCCGGGGUGCGCUGCAGCCCUGUGGAGGACGGCUACAUCAUCGCUGAGCAGAUCGUGUGUGAGAUGGAUGCGGCCCCUGCAGACAGCAAGUCUGGACCAGUUCAGCUGUGUGUAGGAGAAUGCAAACCUGAGCUAAAGACCCACUCUACUCAGCUCUACUCCUUUGUGAUUCCAUCCGUGCAGGUUCUUUCCCCCAGCCGAGGUCCAGAGUCUGGGGGUACCAAGGUCACCAUCCUGGGGGAGAACCUGGGGGCUGGCAGCAGUGUUAAUGUCCAGUUUGGGAAUCAGACCUGCGAGUUCUAUGGGAGGUCCAUGACGGAGAUUGUGUGUUACUCUGCCCCCUCUCUGUCGGGGGUGGGCUUGGUGCAGAUCACCGUGAGUGUGGACCGGGCCCAGGUCCGGGAGAGCCUGAGUUUUGAGUACAUGGAGGACCCCACAGUCCAGCGCAUCGAGCCUGAGUGGAGCAUCGCCAGUGGCCACACCCCUCUGAUGGUGACAGGAACCAAUCUGGACAUAGUCCAGGAGCCCAGGAUCAGAGUCAAAUAUGGAGGGAAAGAGUCUGUCAACGUGUGUAAGGUUCUGAACGCCACCAGUAUGAGCUGCUUUGCCCCCUCCCUGGUAACAGAGUACCGCCCCGGUCUGGACUCAGUCAAGCACGCCGACGAGUUUGGCUUUGUGUUCAACAACGUCCAGGCUCUGCUGGUCUACAACAACACCAACUUCCUGUACUACCCCAACCCCUACUUCGAACCGCUCAGCACCAACGGGGUCCUGGAGCAGAAGCCUGGCUCGCCUAUCAUCCUCAAGGGCAGAAACCUGGUGCCCCCGGCCUCAGGGGGGGUGAAGCUCAACUACACCGUGCUGAUUGGGGACACCCCCUGCUCCGUCACUGUGUCCGAGAGCCAGCUGCUCUGUGAGCCCCCGAAUCUCACCGGACAGUACAAAAUCAUGGUCCAGGUGGGUGGUCUCCACGUGUCUCCGGGCGCGGUCCACAUCCUGUCUGACAGCCUGCUCACCCUCCCGGCCAUCGUCAGCAUCGCCGCUGGCGGCGGCCUGCUCCUCAUCAUCGUCAUCCUCGUCCUCAUCGCCUACAAACGCAAGUCACGAGAGAAUGACCUCACUCUCAAGCGCCUGCAGAUGCAGAUGGACAACCUGGAGUCCAGGGUGGCGCUGGAGUGCAAGGAAGCCUUCGCAGAGCUGCAGACGGACAUCAACGAGCUGACCAGCGAUCUGGACCGCGCUGGCAUCCCCCACCUGGACUACAGAACCUACGCCAUGAGGGUGCUCUUCCCCGGCAUAGAGGACCACCCUGUACUGAGGGAGCUGGAGGUGUCUGGUAACGGCCAGCUGCACGUGGAGAAGGCUCUGAAGGUGUUUGGUCAGCUCAUCAACAACAAGGUGUUCCUCCUGACCUUCAUCCGCACGCUGGAGAUGCAGCGCUCCUUCUCCAUGCGCGACCGUGGCAACGUGGCGUCGCUCAUCAUGACGGCGCUGCAGGGGCGCCUGGAGUACGCCACUGACGUGCUCAAGCACCUGCUGUCUGACCUCAUCGAGCGCAACCUGGAGAGCAAGAACCACCCCAAGCUGCUGCUGCGCAGGACGGAGUCUGUGGCAGAGAAGAUGCUGACCAACUGGUUUGCCUUCCUUCUCCACAAGUUCCUUAAGGAGUGUGCAGGGGAGCCUCUCUUCAUGCUGUACUGUGCCAUCAAGCAGCAGAUGGAGAAGGGUCCUAUAGACGCCAUCACCGGAGAGGCUCGCUACUCCCUUAGCGAGGACAAGCUCAUCAGACAGCAGAUAGAAUACAAGACCCUGGUCAGUCAUACACACACCAUCACACACACACUCACACACUAUUACAUAUAAACAAUCACACAAACACUCACAGCAACUAAACUUUUUCCAUGUCAAUUCUAAUCCCAAAUCCCUUAAUAGUGAUACUUUAGCAGUGUGAGGGCUUUAGUUCUGUCACUACUGGGUAGAUAAUGAUCUUGUUGGUGACAGUGUUGCUCCAACAGCAGAGCGGGAAGCCACUCACAAACACACACACACAGACACACAGACACACAGACACACACUCACAAACACACACACACAGACACACAGACACACAGACACACACACACACACAGCAGCAGCAGCACUCCAGUGCAACAUGACAAAGCUCUGAUUGCUCUGACAGGGACUGGGGCUCAUUACCGGCUAAUACCCCGCCAGAGCUGGA
Messenger RNA from Hypomesus transpacificus, 3316 nucleotides. RefSeq names its product plexin-A2-like. Gene Ontology annotation, molecular function: semaphorin receptor activity. The record is from RefSeq and is a predicted model, not a curated record. Lineage: Eukaryota; Metazoa; Chordata; Actinopteri; Osmeriformes; Osmeridae. Gene Ontology annotation, cellular component: semaphorin receptor complex. Gene Ontology annotation, biological process: semaphorin-plexin signaling pathway involved in axon guidance; regulation of GTPase activity; regulation of cell migration.